AUGGCUUCCACACAUCAAUACCCAGUCGAGCGAUCCAAGGUGUCACUCAGAGACCAAGCUCACAAGGACAAUCUCGCAAAUUGGGAGCCCAUACUAGAGAAGUACGAGAAUGCGCUGCAACAAGUAUCCAGUGAGGGUACACUUGCCUCGCUUGAGAGGCAUCAGACCCGAGGCCAACUUCUUCCAAGAGAUCGCAUUGCGUUACUUCUCGAUCAAGACUCUCCAUUCUUAGAGCUCUGUCCGUUUGCUGGCUUUGGGAAUGCCAAUUCGACGCCUUCUGCCAACAUUAUUGCUGGUAUCGGCACAGUGAGCGGAAAGAUAUGUCUUCUCAUGUCGCAUAUACCCACACAGAGCGGCGGAGCUUGGAACGAGAUGACUGUUGUCAAGGUGAACCGCAUUUUGGAGAUAGCCUCCGAGAACGAUCUCCCCCUCAUCUCUCUUGUCCAGUCUGCCGGAGUAUUCCUCCCGCAACAAUUCCGAGUUUUCCACAAAGGUGGCCAACUCUUCUACGACCUCGCCAACCGCUCAUUCCAAGGCAAGCCGUCGUGCGCCAUCGUCUUUGGGUCUUCAACUGCCGGUGGAGCAUAUCACCCUGCUCUGUCCGACUAUAGCAUCUUUGUGGAGAAUCAGGCUCAGGUCUUUCUUGGUGGUCCGCCGCUGGUCAAGAUGGCUACUGGAGAAGAGGUCGAGGCAGAGGAGUUGGGUGGUGCUAAUGUUCAUGGGUCAAAGACUGGACUUGCCGAUCAAGUCGCGACAGAUGAGUUCGAUGCGAUUCACAAAGCCAGGGAUUGGGUCGCCUCUCUCAAGAUCAAGCAGCGAUUCCUCAAGACCAACGGUGAAAUCUCGAAUCCUCUUCCUCCACGGUAUCCCAUCGAUGAUAUACUUUCCUUGGUAAAUCCCGAUAUUCGAAAGGCAUUUGACAUGAAGGAGGUGGUGUUGAGACUUGUCGAUGACUCGAGACUGGCCGUCUUCAAGCCCAAGUAUGGUGUCAACAUUUUGACGACUUGGGCACACAUCAUGGGCUUUCGGGUGGGAAUUGUGGCCAACCAGAUAUCCGUCAUCAACCCCGAUGAAGCCCUCAAAGCCGCCCAGUUCAUCCGGCUCUGCAACCAAGAGGGUACGCCCAUCAUCUUUCUCCACAACGUCACAGGUUUCAUGGUAGGCACCAAAGCCGAACACUCUGGCAUCAUCAAGGCCGGAGCGCAGCUCGUCUCCGCAGUUUCGUGCUCUCAAGUUCCUCACAUCUCCAUCAUCAUGGGGGCCUCCUACGGCGCUGGCAACUACGCCAUGUGCGGUAGAGCGUACAAACCUCGGUUCAUCUUUACUUGGCCGACGGGCAAGUGUAGCGUCAUGGGACCUGAUCAGCUGGCUGGCGUCAUGGAGCAGAUCCAGUCGAAGAAGGCUCGGCCUGAGGGAGAAAAGGAGUCAGCGGACAAGGUUCAGGAAAAGACGGCGCAGUUUAAGCGCCAGGUUCAAAGGGAUGCUGAGAGCUACUCUACGAGCAGCAUGCUUAUUGAUGACGGAAUCAUUGAUCCCAGAGAUACGAGGGAAGUGUUGGGUAUGUGCUUGGAGAUUGUUUCAGGAAACGACAAAUCUGCUGGUCAAGGGUUCAGAGCUCUUGCGAGAAUAUAG
Molecule: messenger RNA, 1632 nt
Organism: Fusarium keratoplasticum
Lineage: Eukaryota; Fungi; Ascomycota; Sordariomycetes; Hypocreales; Nectriaceae
Product: Methylcrotonoyl-CoA carboxylase
Exons: 8
Coding region: 1-1632 (543 amino acids)
Molecular function (GO): ligase activity
Source: RefSeq, a predicted model, not a curated record